Messenger RNA from Pongo pygmaeus (Bornean orangutan), 1755 nucleotides. RefSeq names its product sirtuin 7 (gene SIRT7). The transcript has 10 exons. NCBI's taxonomy places the organism in Eukaryota, Metazoa, Chordata, Mammalia, Primates, Hominidae. The record is from RefSeq and is a predicted model, not a curated record. Gene Ontology annotation, cellular component: chromatin; nucleus. Gene Ontology annotation, molecular function: NAD+ binding; histone H3K18 deacetylase activity, NAD-dependent. The coding region runs from base 22 to 1287 and encodes 421 amino acids.
GGGGCGGGGCCCAUCUUGCGCAUGCGCCCUGAGGGCGGCCUGCCGUGUAAGGCGGAAGCGGAAGAGCAGGUCUCCAGGGGAGCGAUGGCAGCCGGUGGUCUGAGUCGCUCCGAGCGCAAAGCGGCUGAGCGGGUCCGGAGGUUGCGGGAGGAGCAGCAGAGGGAGCGCCUCCGCCAGGUGUCGCGCAUCCUGAGGAAGGCGGCGGCGGAGCGCAGCGCCGAGGAGGGCCGGCUGCUGGCCGAGAGCGCGGACCUGGUAACGGAGCUGCAGGGCCGGAGCCGGCGGCGCGAGGGCUUGAAGCGGCGGCAGGAGGAGGUGUGCGACGACCCGGAGGAGCUGCGGGGGAAGGUCCGGGAGCUGGCCAGCGCCGUCCGGAACGCCAAAUACCUGGUCGUCUACACAGGCGCGGGAAUCAGCACGGCAGCGUCUAUCCCAGACUACCGGGGCCCUAAUGGAGUGUGGACACUGCUUCAGAAAGGGAGAAGCGUUAGUGCUGCGGACCUGAGUGAGGCCGAGCCAACCCUCACCCACAUGAGCAUCACCCGUUUGCAUGAACAGAAACUGGUGCAGCAUGUGGUGUCUCAGAACUGUGACGGGCUCCACCUGAGGAGUGGGCUGCCGCGCACGGCCAUCUCCGAGCUCCACGGGAACAUGUACAUUGAAGUCUGUACCUCCUGCGUUCCCAACAGGGAGUACGUGCGGGUGUUCGAUGUGACAGAGCGCACCGCCCUCCACAGACACCAGACAGGCCGGACCUGCCACAAGUGUGGGACCCAGCUGCGGGACACCAUUGUGCACUUUGGGGAGAGGGGGACGUUGGGGCAGCCUCUGAACUGGGAAGCGGCGACCGAGGCUGCCAGCAGAGCAGACACCAUCCUGUGUCUAGGGUCCAGCCUGAAGGUUCUAAAGAAGUACCCACACCUCUGGUGCAUGACCAAGCCCCCUAGCCGGCGGCCGAAGCUCUACAUCGUGAACCUGCAGUGGACCCCGAAGGAUGACUGGGCUGCCCUGAAGCUACAUGGGAAGUGUGAUGACGUCAUGCGGCUCCUCAUGGCCGAGCUGGGCUUGGAGAUCCCUGCCUAUAGCAGGUGUCAGGAUCCCAUUUUCUCACUGGCGACUCCCCUGCGUGCUGGUGAAGAAGGCAGUCACAGUCGGAAGUCGCUGUGCAGAAGCAGAGAGGAGGCCCCGCCUGGGGACCGGGGUGCACCGCUUAGCUCGGCCCCCAUCCUAGGGGGCUGGUUUGGUAGGGGCUGCACAAAACGCACAAAAAGGAAGAAAGUGACGUAACCUGGUGCUCGAUGAAGAACAGUUGGCACUUUGCAGAUGGCCAGUGUCACGGUGAAGGCUGGGUUGCCCCCACGGGUCUAGGGAGAACUCUUUGGGGAUGAUGUUUUCACCGUAACAUUUUUAGCCAUUUGUCCUUGAGGAAGCCCCUUGCACUGCUGCGGUUGUCUACGGCUUGGCCAUCGAGGACACCUGCCCAUCCGGCCCCUAUGUCAAGAGGUGGCAGCCGCACCUUUCUGUGAGAACGGAACUCGGGUUAUUUCAGCCCCGGCCUGCAGAGUGGAAGCGCCCAGCGGCCUUUCCUCACUCACCAGGCCAGUCUCAGGGCCUCACCGUAUUUCUACUACUUCUUAACGAAAAAAGUGUGAACUUUAUAGAAUCCUCUCUGUACUGGAUGUGCGGCAGAGGGGUGGCUCCGAGCCUCGGCUCUAUGCAGACCUUUUUAUUUCUAUUAAACGUUUCUGCACUGGC